This is a messenger RNA of Neurospora tetrasperma FGSC 2508, 771 nucleotides long. RefSeq lists its product as uncharacterized. The record is from RefSeq and is a predicted model, not a curated record. The coding region runs from base 1 to 627 and encodes 208 amino acids. Lineage: Eukaryota; Fungi; Ascomycota; Sordariomycetes; Sordariales; Sordariaceae. The transcript is spliced from 5 exons.
AUGGCACGCUGCCAAGCUGGACAAGUGGAAGCUAGACAAGCUGCGACCGUUGAGACUUUCCCAGGAACCAAAUCGCGCCCGGUCCUUGCAUUCUUAGGUUGUGGGCUGGUGAUCGUUCUAAUGCAUAAAACCGUCGAGCCGCUGUCUCGCCGUUCGGAAAGACGCCGUCCAUCAGACGACGGCUUCCUAUCGUCCCUCGUGUCCAUGACGGAGCCUCACCCAGUAUAUGGCCUUGCCGUCUCCCGUCCGAAGAAUUCGAGAACGAUCACGGUUCAUCCUAGCUCCCUUGAUCCUUACUGUCGCCAACGCAAUCCCGCCUCGUCACCCGCUCAAAGAGAAAGAGUCCGGCUUCAUGCUACAUCAGCCAGGAAUGCAUAUAUAGACCUGCCCUCUGCUUGCUCUUGUCCUCCUCCUCAGCACCAUCAUCAUCAUCAUCAACAACAACAACAACAACAACAACAACAACAACAACAACAACAACAACAGCAACAACGAACAACGACAACAACAACAGACAUUGACCACUCGGACAAUCUACAAGCACACUUGAACCCAUACGCUUCCACGACCUUGAACACCUCGACACUUCUUCACUCCACUUCCUACAACCCCAUAAUCUUACUUUGAACCUGGAAACACGACAAAAAUGUGCCACACAGUCCCCGCCCACGCUUGCCACUACAACAUGAACAAGCCCGAGCAGCAGGAACUGGUCAACCGGCAGGGACAGGGAGCCUUGGUUGACUUUGCCAAUCUUCCCGGUGUUCGUUG